GAUUCUGGCCAUUUGCGCGGCUCUUUCCCGCCUCGCCGCCAGCCAUGAGCGGCGCCCCCUGCGCGAAAGGGGACCCCAAGCGGCGCCUGCGCGAGUGAGCGCCGGAGGAUUCGCCUCGGGGUCUUCGCGGGGGCUCUUCUUCUUCUUCUUCUCUGCCCGUCCGCUGUGACGGGCGCGCGCCUCUCGGCGAGCGCGUGUAUGUCUGUCGUGUGGCAGUUUCUGGAGGCAGAAGAAGACGGCGACGAAGCCGCCGCCGCCGCCGCCUCGCCGUGCUAUGUCCCUGGACUCAGUCCUGCCCCCUAAAGUGGAGAUGAGCCAGACCCGAGGAAAGGAGAGCAUCUCUUAAGACUCCCGAGCCAGGAUGGCGCACCUGCGGCAGCCCCUGCCUCUCCUGGUGGUGAUGCACAGCUUCCUCCCGCUUGUAAGUCUCCCGCUUUGCCUGGGCGCAAACGGAGCGCGCUCUUAGGCUUUGCCUCCCUAUUUCUCUGCAAGCUUUAGAAACGCUGGAGAAGUUCGUAACGAACCGGGGUGGCUUUAGCAUGAGGUCUUUCCUUGCCUUGCUCUUUUUCGGGUUUGCUCCCCUUCUCCAUCUCUUCUCCCACCCUUGCUCUCUUUUUUGGGGGGGGGGAGUGGACCAUCCAUCUCAGCGAUGCCAGGGAAUGAAUGGGGCGCGCACCUGCCUCUGCCGCCAACAUUUCGCGCGGCUCGAUGGCGAGAUCUCACACCAGGCGCGGCUAGCUAGUGAGUCUUUGGUUUGCGAAGGACGAGGGUGAGCGUUUCAAUUCGAUCGCUUGGGCUCGGAUGCUUGGUGGAAACUUUUCCCUUUUCUAAGCAGCCAAACAAACCUAACGAGCUCCUGGGCGCACCUUGCGUCUCUUCCGACUGCUGUCGUUUCGACGGGGAACACUGUUCGCUUUCGGAGGGGAAAGAAUUCGAUUGAGUUAGAACAGCCCAGUAAAGACCAAGGCGGGAUUGCUUAACAAUAUCGUCUUGUUUUUUCCAGUUUUCAGCUAGGAUUCCCGAAAGGCCUGUGUCCAACAUGUUGAAUAUUGUCGGCUUUGGACUAAGGUUUUCGGAUCUUCCAUUUAUGUGCUCUUAGUGUAACCAAAGUAAGGCUGCAACUCUAAACACAGCUAUGCAGGAGUAGGUCCCCUGAAUUCAGAGGGACUUUCCUCUGAGUAGAUAUGGCUAGGGUUGCACUGCAAUAAGCCCUUUGGAAAUCUUGGAUAAUAAAGAACUGGCUUUUUACAAUCAUCUCCAUAUCUGGUGCCUCUAGAGAAACUUAGUUACAUUGUUGCUUCUUACAGUUUUCUAAUUUACAAGAAAUCAUGUGUCUGUUGAGCAGAUUUGUUUUUUGGUGGCUCAUAUAUUUGCAGGCUUUGUUUCCUCAAUAGUACGAAUCUGAAGCAAUGUUAUUAAACAGGAUGUUGUGUGGUGCAACUGUGAAGCAACUUUUUACUUAAAAGUCUUACAUACAUUGAUACAUCACCAUCACCUUGUGUAGCCUUGUGGUAUGUUGAAGACUAACAGAUGUGUUAUGGCACAAGCUUUCAUGGACUAGAGUUCACUUUGGUUGAUCCUAAGCAAUUUGCAAAUAAGUUUAUUUUAAUUUAUUAAUAUUUUAUUUUGUUUUAUCUGAGAAUAUUUACCUGUAAAUAAGAAUCUUGUACUGUUGACAGCCACUCAAACAAUAAACUACUUAUGCAAUUAUCUGGUGCUCAUGCAGCUGGACCCUGUGCAUGUUUACUACUCUGGAGCAAAUGUUUUCAGUGGUACUUGAUUUUCAUGUAACUGCAUAGGGUUGCAGCUUAAAUUAAAUUUCUUUGCUUUUCGUAGUUUCAAAAUUAGUUUUACAUCUCCUAUAGAUGAUGUAAAAGUACAGUACUGCUGUCUAUUCUCUUGUGGUAUCUUGUGGCUUUGGGGUGGACUACAGCUCAGUUGUAGAUACCUUUACUGUACUUAGCAGUAAACCCUGCAGAACAUAAUGGGAGUAAACUGAAGAUUGCAGUCAGAAGCAAAUGGCAAAAGCUGGUUUGCUGAAGUUGUGGAGAACUCCAAGCGAGACACUGUUACUAAUCAGAGUGUAGAGAAUACAGUUGUAAAUAGUUGUAACAAACUUACUUGAAUAACUAACUUGGGGCAUUAAAUAUAUGGAGUAAGGCAGCAAAAGGAGCUAAAUCAAACAAAAAUAGCAUUGCAAUUGUAUUUCAUCAUACUCCAUUUCAGGAAGAUGUUAAUUGUUUGCACACAACAGGAUACAAAGUUUUGUUUUUCUCCUCAUGGCUGCAUUCUGGCUGAAAGUUUGUGUGUGUGUGUGACUACAGUCAAUAAGGGGAUGUGUAAUAAACCUUGAAGGGAUUAGACAGCCUCCUUAAGAGCUGGAUUCUAAUAUUACAGCAUGAGUUGAUUGAUUAGUUUUUGAGGAAGCUUAUGUCAAAUUCUAAUCCGGUUUUGGAUUGUGCUUGUCUUGUAAUGUUGUGGGGCUGUUUUCCUUUUUCCUUUUUUUUGCUGUGGCACUUUAUCAUAGCAGUGAAGUGCGGAGCUGCAGCUCUGCGAUAAGACACUCAUAUUUGCUUUCACACUGCUUUGCUUUUUUGAACAAUAAAAGGCUGUUUAUAUUCUUAGAGCAGAGUUUCCAGCUAAACACCACACAGGGGUUAGGGAUGUGAAUGGAAAGCAGUUAAUGGAUUACAAAGUUGCUGGUCAGGAAAGAGGCAAAUUGAAAUACCCCGACCCAUUUUUAUUUUUGUUGUUUUAAAUCAACCAGAUAAUCAAAGGAACCGAUUAAAACUUCUGACGGACAUUGGUUUUAUUCCACAUUUUAUUGGAUGAUGUCAACUUCUUUGCUGUGGCUUUACAACAAUUACUUUGUGUUGAUUACUUUAAAGGAUCAAAAGCUGUUUUCUUGUAAGGGGAGGGAAAUGCACACAAGGGAGUACCUGUUUGCAGCUGAUAGCCUAACAAUUCCAUGGGGAGUAGCUCAUUUUCUGUGCUGUUAGAGAAAUCUCCAUCAGUGGUGUAAUGAAACACUUUUAUCAUAUAAUUCUUAAGAGGGAAGUAGUCCUAAAGUUAAAAAAAUAAUCCAAGUAACCCUGCAACCCUAUAAUUUUAUUUAUUUAGAUUUCUAUCAUGCUCCCCCUUCCCAUAGAACCCUUGGGAUGGGAGUAAGCCCUAUGGGACUCAGUAACAUAUGCUAAUUACAAAUACAAAGCUGUGCUUAACAUUUUGUUGCAUAUCACACAGUAUUACCAUGUUGUCUACUGUUUAGUUGUGCACAUGUACUUUUAAAUGACCAGUACCUUCCAGGUAUACAAUUUGUAGAGUCAGAGCCAGAUGACAUGGACAAUCAAAGAUAGACAUGGACAAUAUCCGUAAACAGUAACAAGCAUUUUUGCCAAUGAGAGAAAGAAACAUUUUAAAAAAAUAAAAUAACCAGAACUUCUUUUUUUAUGUGGUGAAAUUUACUGCAGAGUACAAAACUUUAAAAACACAAACAUUGGGGGCAGUAUCUUAUGGCAACUAUAAUGAAUUGGCAAGUCUCUCUGCACAGAGAAAUUCAAAAGGCCUAUUUAAUUUUGCUGUACUCAUUUUGAUUCCUUGUAUAGAUGCUAUUUUAAGUUGAAGUUUUACAAAAUCAUCCUCUUGCUAAUGAUUCAAUGAGUUUUCCUUCACUACAAAUAAAUUAGUCUCUCUGUUGUUGAAAAACAUUUACUACAACUUAUAGGAUGUCCUUGGUAUACCACCUUGUAGGUUGUACUUAUUUCCCCGCCCCCAAGCUGCAGCCCCCGCAAACACUUACUUAAAAGUAAGUCCCACUGUAUUUAACUGGGCUCACUCUCAGGUAAGUGUAUAUACGACUGCAACCUUAGUGUAGGCAAAACUUAUUAACUAAAUGUUUAAUUGUAGACAUAUCUACACAAAGGUAAGCUACACUGUGUUCAAUGGGGCUUCCUUCCAUUGUUUAUUUAUUUAUUUUGUUUAUUUAUACACACAUUUAUAAGACUGUGUUUUUAGUAAAUACAGGUUGUGUAGACAGUAAAAAGUGCUGUUGGUGGUAAAAAAAAAUUGCACACCAUCCGUUUCCCCUGCAAACUAGAUAGUAGCUAAUCAAAGAUAAUUAAACUCACCAUAAUUCACCAUUCGUUUAGCGUUAUGGUAGUCAAUAUAUGUAAAACAAUAUUGCUGUUUCCAGUCAAUAAUAAUCUGGGUAGUUAUUGGCUAAAUAGUAAAAAGGAAAAAAAAUGCUUUGUCCAGUACGUAUUAAGGUCACAGCAUACCAUUUCUUUAAAUCUAAUGUUAAUGGCCAUUCAGCUGUUUUGUUGCUACAAAUUAUUCAGUGUCAUGUUAAUAAUUAGGUUAGAGGAGCCAUGCAAUCUUAGGCACUAGCAGUAGAAAAGUGCCUUGUAUUUUUUACAGCCCAUUCCCUAAGGCACUGGUGUUAACACUGAAUCAAGCCUAUUUAACAGAUUCCAGCAAACAAAUUCUGGUAUAUUAUUUUUGUGAUAUCUAUUACAAUUUUCAUUGGUGGUGCUUGCAAAUGAAAAAUAAAACUAAGCCAAAGAUGCCAAAUAUAUAUUUCAAAACAGUCUUUUAAGAAGCAGCUCUCAAAUGAACAAAAUUUAAGGUUAAAAAAAAACCAACUGAAAUUUAAAUAAAAAAUUGUAUGGUGUUGCUGUCAAAACCUAGCUGCAGUGCUUUGCUGUUUUAUACUCCACAUUUUAAAUCCAUACAAUAAAUGAAUCACAGCGCUGGCUUAUAAUAAAAGGGAAGUCCUCAGACUAUGAACUGGUUCUGCAAAUGGUGCAUUAAGCUUUGCAUUGCCUAUGGAUACAGAAAAGGGUUUCAAAAGCACUCGAUGAUGUUUAUAGCUAACAGAAGUGCUGAUGUAUCUUUAAUGCUUAUUUGUAACUUGAUCAAAUGUGCUGCUAUUUUGUUAAAAAGUCUUUUCCAUAGUAUGAGGGAAGGGUUUUUCCUUAAAUUCAGAUGGUGAGAUAAAACAAAAACAAAAAACCUCUUGCAAUAUUGUCUGGCAAUAAAGUUUUCUUUUUUAACUUGUUAAGUAUUCAGUUUGUUUCCCUCUAUUAUUUAUAUUUAAUUUGAUAUCUUUUGGUUAAAACUUAUCUGUGUUUUCGCUUUUGGGUGGGUGUGGGUGUGUAUUACAGAGUUAGCUGCCUUGAUGUUUUCUUUUUUAAAAUAGAAUUAUUUUUCAGUAUAGAUUAAGAAUAAACUUCUUGAUGAUUGUGAGGUGCUUCUCAUACAAGCAUGGACUAUACAGUAAAACAAGUAUUAUUAUUUUUUUAAAGUAAAUUAAGUGUCUUGCAUAAAAGAGUUUUUUCCUAUUUCCAACCAAAGUUGUGGGGUUUUUUUAAAGUGUGAGAUUCAUACUGCUCCCCUCCAUCCUGGGAUAGCCUACUUUAAAUAUGUGCAAAAUUAUGUCACAAUGCUAGGCAUCUUUGUGAUGUACCAUUUUUGGUAAAAUGUUGAAGGUAUGGGAUGUGACUGUGUUUAAAGUGAAAAUUGACCAGAUUUCUACAUAAAACCCAGAUUGUGGUUAUCUACCUCCAGCUCCUCCCUUCUGAGCCCACGCCCAUAUCCCUGUUACCACACACUGCUCCUCUCCUCACGAUUCACCUUUCAAUAUCAUUCUACCCUGGUCUCCCAGAUAACAAGAAGGAAACCAGGAGGGCAGAAGCCAUCAGCAUUGCACAGUGCUUUUCCCGCAGUGCUAGCAAACGUGGUUCUCCAUCUUGUAUGCAAACAUUGAAACAUUGAAACAGGCUGCAUUCUAGAUACUCCACACGGAGCUUUUUUCUGUCAUUCUUCCUUCAGGUUCUGGAAUCUGAAGGAAGGAAAGAGAAUACAUUGUUCAAAACACAGUCGCAUGUUAAAACAGGGUUGCUUUCUGGAGGCAUCACCUAGGGCUGCCUUUGUGUCUUCCCUAAGCAAGGAGACAGGAGCUCUAGAAAGACAGAGAUCCCCCUUAAAAAAAAACCCAACUAGAGUUGGACAUUGGACUAGGCAAGGCUUAUCAAAUAAUGUUCCAUUAUUUAAAGCAUGAAUUGAUUAGUACCCGAACAAAAAGAGGGAGAUAUUACAAAAAUAAAUGAAUGGCAAUAAGUGAGGGCAGUGACAUUAAAUUCAGGUCAGCUGUAUUAUUUAUUACUAAUAAUGAACUAUGUGGAAGGUGGCAAUCAAGGAGCCCUUUCUCCCAUGGGAUCAACACCUUGAGGCAAUAAAAAAAAAUUAGCUGCAUUUUUGCCUUGCCCUUUAUGACAUGAUGUCAUUCUUUGUGGAAGUUUGGGCCAUAUUUUAGCACAGGCACAUAAUAGGCAGCCAAUUGACCGAUGUCACAACCCUGCACAAUGGACUAUUUUUAUUGCCAUUGCCACUUAUGAACAAGUGAAUCACUGCGAGUCUGGUUUAAAAAUGUGGAAGUAGAUACAGCAAAAACAUUCCUAUGAUUUCCAAGAUGAAGUAGUGAGUUAAAGUGAUGCUAGAAGCCUACAGUAUGAGGAGAGUCAUACACUUUAAAUGUAUGGUGUGUACAUAAGGACAUAAUAAGAGCCGGCUGAAUCAGGCUACUGGCCCAUCCAGGCCAACAUCCUGUUCUCUCAGUGGCUGACCAGAUGCCAGUGAGAAAACUACAAGCAGAAUUUGAGCACAAAAGCAUUCUCCCCUCCUGUGGUUACAAGCAACCGGUAUUCAAGCAACCCUGGGCUGUUUAACAUCUACAUGAAACCGUUCAGUGGGGUUCUCUGGAAUUUUGGAGUCCAUUGUCAGCAAUAUGCUGAUGACACACAGCUCUUCUUCUCCUUUACACCUGCAGGUAUGGCAGUGGAUGUGCUGGGCCAUUGUCUUGCCUUGGUAGUGGACUAGAUGAGAGCCAACAAACUGAAGCUCAGUCUGGAUAAGACUGAAGCAUUGUUAGCUCCCUAGACUGAAUGGAUGGGAGAUGGUCUGCUCUUGAUGGAAGGAGCAGGUACAUAGUUUGGUGAUACUGCUGGAUCCUGGCUAUCCUGGCAAUCGUUUGAGGCUCAGUAGCCUCAGUGGUGCAGAGUGCCCAGCUGCACCCCUAUCUGGACAGGGAUAGCGUAACUUCUGUUAUUUAUUCUCGCGUAACUUCUAGGUUAGAUUGCUGCAAUGUAUGCAGUGUUUUAGGACACUUGGCAAGCAUCGCUGAUUCUAUAAAUAAUUUCAGGAUUUGGAGAGAGAUUAAUCCUUUGAAUCUUGUGCAAUAGUUAGUUGUGAGAAGUACAUUUUAGUUCAUAAGUGCUUCAGUUAUUUAUAUCAGCCAUUGCCUACUCUUUAAAGACUUUAGGCAGUUUGCAAUUUGUAUAUAGUUUAUUUAAGCAGAAGUAGAAUUGUUAUUGAACAUUUUCCUCCUACAGAAGUUAUUACUCAUUUUAUUGGCUUAUUUUAUUAUUGAAAGGAGGAAUCUCAGGUUCUAUAUAAAAUGCUUGUUUUAAAACUUUAUAUUUUCCCUUAUGAUAAAUUUAUAGUCAGUUGUACUGAUGUACUUUUACUGUAAUUUUAGCAUAAGACUGGGGUUUUGGGUUUUUUUUUAUAAAAUAUGUGAUUGUAUAACAAGAGGAAUAUGCUAAAUUGUAUGUGUAUCAGGAUUGCUAUGUUAAUUGAGGUGGGAUGGAUUGAGUUGUCUAUAAUUCAGCAAAGGGACUUGAUUUUUAAUUGGAGUUAAUAAAGCUGAUAAACGCUCAUGCAAUUUUUAAACACGUAACCAGUGUCCACAAAUUUGAAUGUAGCUAUAGCGUUCAGUUUCUUUGUUGAAGGAGAUCAUUUGUAAUACAGCAUAAAACUUAACUAGACUUUUGAGGUGUGAUAUAAGCUCUCUCUCUGUAUAUAGACAAAGUAUAGCUAGUGUCACAGGAAAUAAUAAUACUGGUAAAAUAGCUACUGGUAAGGCUCUAGUGGUGACAGGAAUUUUUAUAUCCGGGUAUAACAGUGAUAAAUGUCUAAGCUCGUAUCACUGGAAGACAGUCCAGAACACAAACGAGAAUUGAUAUGCAGCAUUUAUAACUGAAUUAACAUACAGUGGUACCUCUAGCUAUGAACUUAAUUCAUUCCGGAGGUCCGUUCUUAACCUGAAACUGUUCUUAACUAGAGGCGUGCUUUUGCUAAUGGGGCCUUUUGCUGCCACUGCGCCGCCAGCACACGAUUUCUGUUCUCAUCCUGGGGCAAAGUUCUCAACUUGAGGUAACUCUUCUAGGUUAGCGGAGUUUGGUACCUGAAGCGUUUGUAACCUGCGGUGUUUGUAACUCAAGGUACCACUGUAUAUGAAUCUCCCCUCACUCUUAAAAGGCUUAGAAUUUUACAGGUCCAUAGGUGAGUGUAGCUCUAGGGACGCUACACCUAGAUGGUGUUCAGACAAGAGCUACCAGAAAGGCUGAAGUGUUGGCUACCCAAGUCCUGUGCCUGGAGAAGAUUAUAGGGAAGCAUGGGAGCUGCUUUCAUAUACCUGAAAGGCUGUCACAAAGAAGAUAGGGUGGACCUGUUCUCUAUUGCUUCAGAGGACAAGACUAGAACUGAUGUGUAGAGAUGGUAAAGAAACUCAUUUUAGCUAAACAUUAGGAAAAACUUCAUAAAGAAUCUUCUGGUUCAACAGUUUGCUACCCUGGGACUGUAGAACUAAAGCAAAGCAUGUUCUGGCUCCACCCACCAGUCAACAGCUUGAAGCUGUGUGUGCAUACAUGAGCUAUUUUGGGUAUGUGUGUAUGUGUUAUUAUAACCUAUUGUGUUGUUUGCCGCCUUGAGAUUAAUUCAGGUAGGGUAUAAAUCUUUAAAAUAAGUAAGUAAAUAAUAUGGCACCACCCACAUGCAAAAUGUGUCAGCAGGUUUGGGAUGACUCCAAGGUUUGCAUAAGUAUGAAAAUUGUUUAGGGGGACCCCCCCAAAAAAAACAACAACCCCACUCAGUGAAGACUGAGCAUGCUCAGUAGGCAUGACUGACUGUUGGAGGAGGAGGAAAAUAAGGAAGGGGAAGGGGAAUAGAGUAUCCUGGAAAUGGUUAUGACUGGCUAGAACCCUGACCAGGAGCACUCCAUACUGCAACAUUUUAUUUCAGGUUGCACUUAUUUUAUAGAUGGAGUUACAUAUGUCAUGAGGCAGAGCCUCCAAGUUGCCCCUAAGAUUGAGGGGGCCCGGCUUUCAUUGUGUGUGAGAGAGACGUGACACAUGAUGCAACAUCGUGUUGUCUGAAGGAGGCCAAGCAUUCUGGAGGAGCUGGCUACUGAAACUGCACCACGCUCGGCUUCCUCAGCCCCCUCAACGUUUAGGGGGGCAAAAAUGCCUCAGCUCCCUAGAGUUGGUGUGUCAGAAUCUCACUUUUGCCAUCAGAACAGGUUUCUUUAAAACCUAGAUGUUCACUGCUGUGGCUUAUUAGCAUUUUAGCAUACAAUUUUUUUUUUUUUUCAUUUCCUUCAUUGCCCCCAGCCAGACAGCAAACCAUACUACACACAACAUUUGAUGAAGGCAGGUGAAGAGUAGGUAGGCUCUUCUGCAGUAAGAACCACCUAGAUGAAUGUAAAUAUUGUGGAAUUAUAUAAAUACUAGCAUUAUGCAACCUCUAGAUCCUUUUAGAGCUGGGAUAAGCAAUGUGAUACCCCCCACAUUGUUGGACUACAAUUCCCAUCAGCCCAAAUCACCAUGGCCAAUGUUCAGGGAUGAUGGGAGUUGUAGUCGAGAAACUUCUGGAGAGCACUGUGUUGGCCUCCUCUGUUUUGGAGGACUGAAAAGUCCCAAGGCCCAGAAGUGUUAGAGAUUCCAGUUUAUGCUUCUCUGUGAACUUGCUGGAAGAUCUAACUGCAUCUUGCCCAGAGCAUGCUGCAGAAGCUUCACUACAUUUGUGUCCUUUUACUUCUAAAAAUAAUGUUGCUUGAUCCAUAAAAUGUAACUCUAAAAGAACAGUCCUGUGCUGUCAGUCUUUUGGGUGCAAGAGUUAUUUGCCAUAAUACUGAAAGCCCCAGAUAUAUGCACAUCUAUGUGCUCCAAAACAUUCUGGCUGACUUCUGAAAUCAUCUGAAGUGCUUGUGCAUCCCCGUUAAGUUGGUUACACAACUAUCUAGGUUAUAUUACAUUUUCCUACUUACUGUGUGACUUCUUGCUAGUUUUUAAGGACCCAUGUUUUGACAGAUGGUAGUUCUUCCCCAGUCUUGACAUUCUGGUGCUUAUUCAGGCAGAGGAGUCACAGCUGACAGAGAACGUUGCCCUCCCUCUAAACCAAAGUGCAAUUACUAUUUGUGCUGUGAUAUUCCAAGCCUAACAACUGCAAGCUCAGAAGUGAACCCUGUUCAGCUUGCAAGACCAACUUCUUCAGAAUACUUUUGAAUUCUAGUUUUUACUGCUGUGUUUUUUGGAGUGGAAUUUAUUGUGUCAGGUUUCUCUUAGCGCUCAGGCAGUGUUUGCUAUAAUAGUUUCAUAGCAUAAGAAGUCUUUAGGAUGCAAUCAUGUGCAUACGUUCCUGGGAGUAAGUUCCACUGAGCUAAAUGGGCCUGACUUCUGAUGAGACAUUUACAGGACUGAGUUGUUAACAUUGUGUGUGCAUAAUUAUAUAUAUAGUGAUAAUAAAUCGGCAGGGAACUGAGCGAGAGCGGGAUAUAGCUACUUUAUUCUCUCUACUUUUCUUUUAUGCACCUGAGUUACAUUACAUUGAAAUAAGAAUUAACUUAUUUGGUUUUAUUAAAAAAACUAUCACACAUGAAUGGGUUGUUUCUUUGAAUUUUUUUUAGAUGAAAUAAAUUAAAGCUUUUGCUUUAGAGCAUCUGGCGGCCUUAGAACCUAGUACAUGUAAUUACUACUGUUUAUUAGGAAAAAAAUUAUGUAACUGUAUGGUUGAUUUACUCUGAUGUGACUGGCUUAGCAACUUAAUUGGGCUAUACAACAAACCAGAGCAAACUAGAAAAAAAUUAAUUAGCAGAUUCAUUUGAGGAUGACUACAAGCCCUCUGUGUUAUGCUUCACUUCACUGAAGGUGUACAAUUGCAGGGUUCUGCUCUGCGAAUUCACACUGAAAUCACCAGAUUUGGGGAACCGCCAACACCAGAUGAAAUGGAAACCUAGGAAUAAACAGCUAAGUUUGCAAUACUAUACAUACUUACUUCAGACUUAAUGGAACUCAUUUCUGACCAUAUUUGUAUAGCAGUACAGGCGUACCUUGGAUCUAAAACGCCUUGGCUCCCGAACGAUUGAAACCCGGAAGUGAGUGUUCUGGUUUUCGAAUGAUUUUCAGAAGCCAAACGUCCGGCACGACUUCUGCGGCUUCUGAUUGGCUGCAGGACGCUUCUUGGUUUUCGAACGGUUCUGGGAGUCAAACAGACUCCUGGAACACAUUCUGUUCAAGAACCAAUGUACAACUGCACACUGUAAACCAUGUUAGAGUUAAAUGGAGAAAAAUAUAUUUAUCAGUGGAAUUAGUAAGUGAAUCAAAUAGGGUUAACAGUACCUUUACUUCCAUAGAAGAAAGAAGCUAUCUUUAAAAGAGGGCACUCAUAUCUCAAUUGUUGUUCCAUUAAUGGCUUGUUCAUCACAUUGUUUCAAACUCUGCCGCAAAGUAUCCACACCUUGAGUUGCAAUCGGAAUGGAGGGAGACAUGGCUUCCCAGGUGAGGUAGAGCUGCUAUUCUAGGUUCCUGGAAGGGAGAGUGGUGUGGUGGUUCAAAUACACAAGCAGGAGUGUUGGAUUGGCUCCACUGGUAUGUUUGCGCACACCCCUGACCUCACAUCUCCCUGCCAUUAAGCAACAGUGACAUACCUGCUGGAAAGCUAGCAUAGCAGCUCCACCACACCUAGUGACCUAUUUCAAAUCCACCUUUUUAAGUGAAUCAACCUAAUUCACACUUCCUGGAUUCAUAAACAGAUCAGGAUUUUUUUUGCACUUCUCUGAAUCUUAUGAAAUAGGUCUCAGCUCAAAACACACACACAUCAAAACACAUUUUGACAUGUGGGCAAAAGACAUAUUUUUAAAAUAAACAUUUUGCACUAAAAUAUGUAUUUAAGCAGGGACACAGGUGGCACUGUGGGUUAAACCAGAGCCUAGGACUUGCCGAUCAGAAGGUUGGCAGUUUGAAUCCCCGCAAGGGGGUGAGCUCCUGUUGCUCGGUCCCAGCUCCUGCCAACCUAGCAGUUCGAAAACAUGUCAAAGUGCAAGUAGAUAAAUAGGUACCACUCCGGCAGGAAGGUAAACGGCGUUUCCGUGCGCUGCUCUGCUUUGCCAAAAGCGGCUUAGUCAUGCUGGCCACAUGACCCGGAAGCUGUACAACGGCUCCCUCGGCCAACAAGGCGAGAUGAGCGCCGCAACCCCAGAGUCAGCCACGACUGGACCUAAUGGUCAGGGGCCCCUUUACCUUUACGUAUUUAAGUAAAUAUUUAAUAUUGGAUUCCCAUACAUUUUCUGGUGAGGGUAGAGAAUUGCAGAUUAAUGCAGGAAUAAAAUGGAGUGUACUUUUGGUUAUGGAGGUACACAUGGAUGGGAAAUAUCCUGAUCCGUCUAUUUGUAAACAUCCCAGAGUGCAUCGGGAUGAAGAACUUUGUAAAGCAAUGUUGAAUCUUGAUCUUUCUGUAGCUGGAACAUUGCGAAUAUUAUAAUAUUGGAGCUUUGACAAGCAUUGCUGACUUGCUGAUCCAAUCUACAGAGAAGCCAGUUCAUGGUGACUCUAGGACAAAACUAGGUGUCAUGUCAUUCCCGAAAUUCACAAUUUUAAUCAAAUAGCACGCAUGGGGUGUAGGUUAUCUGGAUUGGGACUGUGGCCUGAAAGGGGCUUUAAUCCUUUGCUGUCACUGCAGCUUUGAUCUGAAUUGAGUGCCUGUUUGUAUAACAGCUUUCUAAAAAAAAUAAAUCUCAGUUGUAUUUCUGUCAAGUUAACAGUGUUAUCAUCUUCACUUCCAAACUCUUUUCAGUUUUGUCAAAUUGUUUCUUAUUCGGUAUAUGUUUAUUGUGUGUUUUCUGUGAUUCUAGUCAUAGGACUCCAGUAUUGCAAGCGUUUACCUUCUGUAUCAUGUCCAGGGCAACAACUGCUUCCAUCAAACAGGUUUUUCUUCUCUAUAACCUCUGUUGGUUACCCCCCAUAGAUCGUGGGCCCUUGAGUUUGUAUUUCUGAACAAGAGUUCAGAAGCACUAAACUGGGCAUGAGGGGCGGAAUUCAGCUUGGUGCUAUUAUAGUUGUUCUGUCAAUGCAAGCGUUUUUGCUUUUCAGAUAGAAGGAUCUCCUAUUUCAUUCCCCUGUAUGCUGUUCUGGGGGUUCUCCUGACCCUCUGGAGUGGAUUUGGGGGAAGCACAGAGUCCUGCUUGUCCACCAGAUUAGCUGAAUCUAGCCCUUAAUAUGCAUAGUUUGAGGUUUUUAAAAUAAUGAACAGCAGGUAGAAAGGGGAAUCAACUCUUUCCUUUCUUGCUGCAGUCCUGGGAAAAAUCCAUUGUCUCAUACAGCAUUUGCAUUGGGAGGAAAUUCCCCACUGGAACCAGAGUAUCUUUGGGCAGAAUCAUAUUCAUCAAAAGUUAGCGAAGGAGCGUCUCCACCCCCAUCGUUCAGCUUGGACACUGAGGGUCCAGUACCGAGGGCCUUCUGGUGGUUCCCUCACUGCGAGCAGCAAAGUUACAGGGAACCAGGCAGAGGGCCUUCUCGGUAGUGGCACCUGCCCUGUGGAACACCCUCCUGUCAGAUGUCAAGGAAAUAAACAACUAUCUGACUUUUUGAAGACAUCUGACGGCAGCGCUGUUUAGAGAAGUUUAUAAUGACUGAUGUUUUAAUGUAUUUUUAAUAUUUUAUUUGAGGCCGCCCAUAGAUGCAUAUAAACACACUAGAUCAUACAUCUACAUAAAAAGCUGAGAAGAAACAUGGCAGCAGAGACAACAUUAAGUCUCUAUUUCAGUAUUAAUGUCACUUCUAGUUGACCCUGAGUGAUGUCAAUUUCUGAGACGUGGAGAUUACAGCAUAUACAGCAUAUUGUUUUACUGCAUAUUAUAUUGUGCCCCACCUCAGUAUUUUAUUUGAAGUGGCAAGUAUACAAAUACUUUUAUAAAUAAUAAAUAAAAGAAAUGUUGGAAAGUUUGAAGGGGAAAGAUAUCUUAACUAAUUUACAUGAGGCCAAAGUUCUGUGGUUGGAGCUUCCAAUAUAAUUUUGCUUUUUAAAGAAUUUUAUUGCUAAAAGAAAUACGUUGGACAAUAUAAAUACAGAAGCAAAAAGCGCAACAGCUAAAGCAGGCCCACGUUGCACCCAGUCAGGACAGUAUUUCAGUAUCCACUGGGAUGUCAUGAUGUCAUGGACACAGUACUCUGCAUGGUGUCAGCAUUGUCAGCCCGCCUGUCGUAUCUGACAUUGUCAUUGACAUGCCUGACCGAAAGGUUCCCUAGGUGCCACUUCUGCUACUUUUUGACUCUCUCACCCAUCUCACUUGGCACAUAGAGCAUUGGAGUGAAUGGGUUCUCAGCACAUUAGUCAUUUUUAGCAGUGUGUUAUGAGAUUGCCCCCCACCCAUUUUUAUUUUAUUUUUUUUACAAAGAAAAUGAAAUAACAUAUACCCUGUUUCAGUAAUGAUAUUCAUUGCAUUUUAAAACAACUGCCCAACUUAAAACAGGCUUAAUUAAAAUGUGUAUGGGAAAUGAAGUGCACUUUCUUCAUGUAUCCAUAGCACCAGAAAUGAAAUUCAGUCUCUGUUUCCUGUGUGUGUGUGUGUGUGUGUGUGUGUGUGUAAAAUAGUUUUACUGGGUUUUGUUUGGUUUUUUUGAACUGCCAAGUUUGAUGCAAGUGCACUGAUUGCUGGAUUUCUUUCCCACUACCGUUUGUGCUUUGCAAACCAAUUUGAUCUGCAUUGUAACAGAAUCCAGGGAACCUAGAAGUAGACUGGUACAACACCUUUGUCUUUUAGAGGUCUUCUGGGGCUUGUUAUUUUAAUCCUAGUGUAGACUGAUUUAUCACUUCAAGCAUCUGUCAGCUGCGCUUUGUCUAGAAAUUGAUAGUGAUAGUGUUGCUGAUUUUUCAGGAGCAGCUGUUAGAGGUUCAUUAGUUACACUCUCAAAGGGUGCAGAUAACUGUAAUAUUUUCCUUUGUUAAUUAUCUCUUAUGUGUUACAAUAAUAGAGGUUCUGGAAUUCACUCAGCUUCCCGUCUACCAGAGCUAUAAGGUAUACCUUUAGCUUUAAUUAAAUAGUUCUAAACUCUUAUUCCCUAGCUUAAAAGAUGAGAGGCAGACAAAAAAAGUAGGAAACAAAAAAGAACAUUUGCUGUAAGAACUUUGUGCCCGCUAUGGAAAGUAGUUUGUGACAAAUUUGUGGUAGUAAGAUCAUGUCUUAGCCAGGACAUUAAUUAUUAUACUGGAGUUGUCUCAAAUUAUUGGAAGUAUUCAGUGAAGAAGGAGCAGAGCAGAUAUCAGACAACCCCAUUUAUUUAUUUAUUCACACACUUGUUCUGUACACAUAUAAAACAAAGAUUGAAAUUAUUAUUAUUUUACAUGAGUGCACAGGAGAUGGGAGAUGUAAAUCUCCAGUGAAGAAGUGGUCUCCAACUAGAGUCACUGAUACUUUAAAUGCCUAUUCCAGCAGAACUCUGGCAAACCCUGUAGGCUCUGUGCAUAAAGGGCUCCCUCUGGACUUCAGUACUAUACUGUCAGCUGUCUCCCACAGGCCAAUCAGGACUCCCUAGGUCCUAUAAUACCUGAGCUUCCUUUGGCUAGGCAACAGCUUAAGGUUCACUGACUCCUCUGGUCAUGCCACACUUUGACCCUCAUUGUGUGCUUGCCCUGGAACCACCAGCCCAUCUUAGACCAUGUCAUCUACCUCUCUCUCCCUUUGGACCCAACUGGCCUUAGCCCUGGAUCCCGUGCCUCACAUGAGUGAAAUCUUCACCUCUUCUCUGCCUUUGCCCUAUAGCUCCAACCAAUUUCCUCCCAUCCUGGAACCAAGCCAGACAGGGAAUUUUUUUCAAACAAACAAACAAACACUGACACACAGCAAGGCAAAGAAUUUGACUUCCCCUGCACAUGCAAAAAAAUAUAUAAAAAUGGGACUGUCACAUAUUGUUUGGAUCUAAGAAAAAAUGUACUCUGUUACUGACUUUUCUUAUCAGUCAGUAUUGGAUGUGUAGGGGUUGGAGUUUCUUCUGGACCUUACCUUGAAAACACAAGAACAGACCACUGCUGGAUCAGAACAAGGGCCUAUCUCAUCCUGCGCUCUGUUCUUGCAGUUGCCAGCCAGAUUCCCAUGAAAAGCCUGCAAAGCAGAACCUGAGCACAAUAGCAUACUUCCUGUUUGCGAUUCCCAGCAACUGCCUUCAGUGGUGGAGGUGAAUCAGGAGGACCCUUGUCCUCCAUGAUUUUGUAUAGCUAUCUUUUAUAGCCACCCAAACUAGUCGCCCCUUGCUGCCUUUUGUGGAAGUUAAUUCUUUAAUUUAGUUAUGCACUGAGUGAAGAAGUUUUGGGAUUUUUAAAAAAAUCUGUCCUAAACUUAGACAUACAAAUGCAAAGCACCCAUCCCAGUAUUUUGAACAGGUAUUAAGCAGUAUUUUGAACAGGUGAGUUAUUACCUUUUUCUGCAAAGGAACUUGUCUCCCAAAUGAAGUAUAUCUGCAGAACUUUGUAGACAGCCAAGAGGAGAAGCUGCAUGCUACAAUUAGCAUCACACAGCCUUAUAUAAAUAUAUAUGUAAUAUAUUUCAAAUUAGUAUUAAAAUGACUUAUCCAAAAUGAACAGCAACAAUGCAGAAUCAAUCUUAAAUACUUAUUACAGGCUUUGUAGGCUUAUCAAAACAAUACAUUGCCUUGCUUAAAUCAAGUGUUCGUUUGUAAAAAUAUAUUGUGUCAUUACAACUGUGCUCUUCCCUAUUGACUUGCUGUGGAUCAGUUUAGUUUGCAAACUUCGGAGAAAGCAGAGAGGAACAAAAUCACAGCCAGCUGUGCAUACUGGAAGGAAAUGGACCAUGAAACCUGUUUUGCUCAUAGCAGAGGCAAAUCCAACUAACUCUAAAUAGCAUCUCCUUGACUCUGUUAGUACUAUUGCAAACUUCAUAUUUUGGGGUUGGAGUAUCUUGCCUGGCUCUCCCUCCUUUCCCCCAUUUGGUUUAAUGUCCAACUUGAAGAAGCCUUCUGGAAAACUAAAAUCCUGCUCACCAAUUAGUAAUAUUCUAUCCUAAUAAAUAUAUACCCUAUUGUAACCUUUGGAUUGUUUCUAAGGAGCCAACAACACCAACUAUAAUGUCUUAGGUUUGAGUUUCUUUAAGCAGAUGGAGCUGGUGGGAGCUGGUAGGAUAGAGGGGUGCUGAUACCUUAUUUGAAACUCAUAAAUGUUCUAUUUUAACUCUCUGUAGCAACACAUUGACCAAAGUGUUUAAGUUAUCAACAGGGUCCUUUUUGAUCAGUAAUGUUACCUGUUGUUUAGCCAGAUGGUCAGGAUUUAUGAACCUCUAAAAGUCUUGAAGGAAUAGUUGCAAGGACAGUUUGUUCAGACUUUUUGCUUUUUUAAAAAAAUGUAAAGGGUUUGUUGUGCAUAAAGGAAAACCAGGUGGCAUUUUCAUAAGAGGUCAGUUUAUUAAGAUCGCACUGACUUUUGUUACUGUGUCUCUCCCACUGCCUACCCCCCUGACUCUUCCUGAUAUAUUCACUUGGGGUGCAAAUGCUUGACUCUUAAAAGCACAUUUCCUAAAUCUCUUUCAAGACUGUCUCUGAGCACAGUGGAGCCUCCUGGGGACUGGAACAUCUGUGAACUUUUCUGCAGUUGGGAGUAUAUCAGCACUAUAGCUUGUUCAACCAGCAGAGCUAACCAACAGAUAAUUACAGUUUGAAAUUAGUAUUUUAAUGAACUGAUUUUAGCAAAGGUAAAAUGAAAUCUCCCAGGCAUUAAAAAAAAGUAUGCAGGAGGGGAGAAUCAUUAAACUCUAAAGUUCAGCAGAUGGGUGGUCAGCAGGUGCUUGUUGAAAAUGAGUGCUAACUGUGCUUGUUUCAAUCAGCAACCCACAAAAAACUAAUUUGGGUGCUGUCCAGAGAGGUGUUGGAGCAUCUGCAUGUGCAUUGUAAUUUCUUGGGGAAAUGGGAAUCAUUUAUACUUCUUGGGGAGCAAGUAUUUAAAUGGUAAAUUGAAAAUGUCCUCUAACAUGCAGUUAACUAAGGGUUGAUGCACAUCAAAAAUGAUGUUCCCAUUUUUGGGGAACACAGAUAUAACCAUCCUCGAUCACCAUUUUUACCUAUAGAGUAGAGCUGAGGAACCUCUGGCCCUCCAGAUAUUGCAGAACUACAGUUCCCAUAAUCCCUGACAAUUGGCUGUGUUGAUUAGGGCUGAUGGAAGCCGUAACAGCUGGAGGGCACAGGUUCUCCAACCCUGCUGUAGAAGAAUGAAGCAGAUGCCCCAGUAAUGUAAAGAUAGGAAGCAGCAGCUGGGGAGCCCCUUUCCUGAAUUGCAUUGCAUUUUUAUCGCAUCUGCCAUCCUAGGAGUUCAGGGCAACAUAUGAGAGCAUGGGUAGGCAAACUAAGGCCCGGGGGCCACAUCCGGCCCAAUUGCCUUCUCAAUCCAGCCCACGGACAGUCCAGGAAUCGGCAUGUUUUUGCAUGAGUAGAAUAUGUGCUUUUAUUUAAAAUGCAUCUCUGGGUUAUUUGUGGGGCCUGCCUGGUGUUUUUACAUGAGUAGAAUGUAUGCUUUUAUUUAAAACGCAUCUCUGGGUUAUUUGUGGGGCAUAGGAAUUCAUUCAUUCCCCCCCCCCCAAUAUAGUCCGGCCCCCCACAUGGUCUGAGGGACAGUGGACCGGUCCCCUGCUGAAAAAGUUUGCUGACCCCUGUAUAAGAGCAAGCUCUCCCCCAGUUUCCGUACACAUGACUCUACUAUGCAUUAGUAUAUUUGCCUGUAUUUAACUUAAAAGUGACUAAUCUUUGGCCAUUGCUGGACUAUUUAUUUAUUUCAUAAAAUUUAUAUACCCCUCGAUUGCAAACAAACAAACAAACCUCAAAGUGGUUCUACAGCUCACAUUAUUGCUGAUCAUUUGCCAUGCUGGCUAGGGCUGAUGGGAGUUAGCUACCCCUUGAUUUAAGUUUUUUUAUAAUAAAAAACAACAACACUCAAACAAAUUGAAAAUAGAUUCCCAAACUAAAACUUUCAAUUGUGCUUUUGCUCAUCAUGCAUACACAGGUAGCGUUAUGACACUAUUUAGCCAGGUGGUUGCAGUAUUAAGUAGCAGAAUCUAGAAUGUGGAGACAGCAAGCUGGUGGACGAUUGCUGCUGGGAAGACAUGUAAAGCAACUAAUCAGGGUCCAGCAUCCCUUCAGGAGCCUAGACAGUUUCAGACUACUGUACUGUACUUGAAUUUCCCUCCUAAGUGAGGCUCUUUGUGCCUCACAGUUAGUUGAUUCCAUGCAGUGGCAUUCCGCCUCCAUCUCAUGAUAAACACACACACACACAGCUUUAUUGCGGUGCAUAAACCCAAAAUACACAGUACAACAAUAGUAUAUAUCAACAGAUGUUAAGAUCAGAGGAGCUUUAACCUGUACAUACUGAUUUCUGAUAAUGAUAAACUGUCUGUUCCGAAAACAAGAUGGCAGCAGUUACUGCUGCUUUCUUACCCAACAUAUUACUCUAGCAUGAGUUGCUAGUUCAUCACUAUUUAGAAUGUGGAGGUGUGAACUUAAUAUUUCCCCUAUGUUUUCAGCUUUUUCCAUUUUAUCUGUUAGCCACCUUGAGUCUCAGUCUGGGGAGUAGGUGGGAUAUAAAUGAAUAAAUAUAAUAACAACAACAAAAUAAGAUUAUUCAAGCAGUGCUAGAUAACAGGGACAAAACUACAACUAAGUUAAAAUGGAUGCAGUUGAAUAUAAAGCAUGCUCAGGCAAGACCAAUUAGUUUCAAAGGUUCUACUCUUAAGUAUGAUUUAGUUGGAUAUCGCUCUUUGCAAGACAAAGAGUUUCCUUGCUGAAUGUGGCAAGUUUUUCCCCUCUUGUCGAUUGAACAAGUUUUGGGUGGUAUUUUCUAAAAAGUUUUUUAAAAAGAAAAAAGUUAAAGCUUUGGGCAAGCCAAGAAAAGUUUGCAAUUAUCUCCCUUCUUCCUUUGUCGAGUUUUGUUCCAGGCUUCUAUUAGUAUUUAUCAGCACUAGCAGCUUUUCAGAAAAUGAUAUAUUACACGGGAAAAUAUUAAUAUCUUCAAUUAGUAUUCUGAUAUAUAGUUCACUUCUGUCAUUCCUCAUCUACUUUCUGUCAUUUUCCUAUUAUGCUUCUCUGACAAUUCCCUAAAGAUUCAGAAGAGAUAUGGCUUUGGGGGAAGUUGCACCACUAAUCAUGGAUAGCCGUGUUUUGUGCAGCUGGAUCUGCUUUCCAGUUUUGUCAGCAGAGACGUUGGUGUGCUUGUACCUCUACAGGGAGGAUAUUUCUUUAUAAGAUUCAUUUACAAGCAGAAAAUUUAAUGGGCUGCAAGAUUUGAUCAUGAGAGGGGUUUUUUAAAAAAUAAAAUCAUUAUUUCCUGCUGAAGCAGCUUGUCAUUUUAGUUAACUACAGGAGACAGGACAGAAUUGUUAAAGCAAUCCAAUUAUAUAUGUUAUUGAACAAGGGAAUUCUGGCCACUUUUCAUUAACAUAGUAAAACUGUAAUAACAGAAGGUGCUUUACCAGUUGCUUGGGUGGGAAGCAGAAUUUGUACAUUCCUAAUGUGAUAGCGACUCAACCUGAUCUCCAGUCCCACCCCAGAACUGUUUGUGAAAGCCUGUUUUCCACUUAACCCUAUGAUAUACUACUGGGGAUUGGGACGGAGAGGGGAUCAGACAUUGUUCGGCCUUCAAUAGCUUUCUUUGAAAGCUGCGUCUUUGCUGAUUUGACUCAGUGGAUGGCUACGCAAAUGAUAUUUUAAAACUGCAAAUUUUUCACUCUUCAAUUAUUACUUCUAUGACAGGGCAGGGGGUGGGAUAGGUACAGUCACAUAUUGUGUGAUGGCUAUUUAAAAAGAUCCAAGUGUAAAGAUGAAAUCCACAGUUAACAUUGGACUACAAUGUGGAUACUUAAAAAACCCCAAACAAGUCUCCAAAUACAGUGUGGGAGGAACCAUUCUGCAGUGGAAGAUGGCGAUGGGGGGGGGGGAUUUGUUUUAGUUUGCAUUUAAUGGCAAACCUAUCUCAUUCACCCCUUCUGAAACAAUAUGCAAACCAAGGGCAGGAUCCAGCUAAUGAGUCCUUCUAGCAGAAGGGCAUAGUUUCACCAGGACUUAACUCUGUUCCUAUUCUGUAAAACAUAUGAACUGUUCUGCUGCAUAAGGUUGAAUACAGUGGUGCCUCGGUUUAAGAACGAUUCAGUUUACAAGCUCCACAAAACUGGAAACAGUGUCCUGCUUUGAGAACUUUACCUCGGUCUAGGAAUGGAAUCCAAAUGGUGGAAUGGCACUGGCUGUGGGAGGCCUCAUUAGGGAAAGCGCACCUCUGUUUAAGAACGGUUUUGGUUUAAGAAUGGGACUUCUGGAACAGAUGAAGUUCUUAAAUGGAGGUACCACUGUACUGCAGUUUCAAGACAGGGAUAAAGGAUUAGCACCACAAGAGUUCCACAUGAAGGGCAGUUUUGGAGCCACCACUCACAGCUCCUUGUGCAGCAGCCCAUUUCCUCCUUCCUCAUAGCAUCAAUGCAAAUGUAACAGGAGCAAAAUGCUUUAGCAACAGGGGGUGGGGGAAUUAGGGGGGUAUUAGAACUGUAGGUUAGUACCACAAGCGUAGGUACAAAAUACAUUCCAGAAAAUGAAUAUGGUAUGGAUUUUCAGUAUAGUGUAGCUAAUAAGUACAUGCUACUUAAAUCCUUAACGCCUUACAGCAAUCACAUAUGCUGCUACAAAACCUAUCACAGCCUUUGCCUUUAGGAAAAGCACAUUUAAUUAUCAGUAAGGUCCAGGCUCUGCUUAUUAUGUUGAAUUAUUAGUGUCUGUUAUAAUUUUCUUACAAUAAGAGAAUUGUAAUGGAAUAUAAUGUGAUCAGUUUAGGAUUGCAUUUUUUUUCGUGUAAAUAACGACAGUUGGAGACUUCAUUAUUCUUGCCAGCCUUGAGUGUAAGAUGCUGAAAACUUGUAUGAUAUUGCAUGACUCUAAUGUGCAUGCACUUGCAGAAUUAGUAAGCUUUGUCAAGUCAUGAAUUAUGUAAACGUUUACUUUGUUCUAGCAUUCAAGUUAGUUUGUAUUGUUAAAGCAAUAUAUGAGCAAAAAGAAAAGGAAAAGGAAAGAAGUCUAGACCAUGGAGUAGUUAACCAAUUUGAGGCGGCAUAAGAGAUUUUCCUUUUGUUGUGAUUUAAAUGGUUUCUUUACUUCUCUUUCUUAACAUUAAUGCCUGAGAUCCUAGUUAAACUAUUACCUGGGCCCUUCUGCAUGUGAAGGCAUGUGCCCUGCCACUAAGCAAUAGCAAUUUCCAGGGAAUAUAUUGUUACUCACCACCACAAUUUCCAUGAGUGGUGCGAGAUUCCAGGGGUGCACCAGGGUCUGUGGAGACCAUUAGCCAGAGCUCAGGGUGGGGACAUGUUCAAGCCCUGGAUUCUUCAUGUAGGAUUGGGGAAAACCUGUGUCAGAAACCCUGGAGAGCCACUGCCUUUCAUUGUAGACAAUACCAAGCUAGAUGAACAGGUGAUUGCCUUAGUACGUAUAAGGCAGAUGAAAACCUUGAACUAGGAUAUAUAUCCCCGAUAUCCACAUAACAGAGAAAGCAACGAAUGUUCUGUGAAAGCUUCUGCCCCAUAUCUUGGAUAACAUUAGGGUUAAUCUCUCCCUGCACCAAUAAUUUAGUAUUAAGAAAAUGCAAUAUUUGUUGUUGUUGUUACUCAUGAUUGUUGCACUGUUGUAUUUGUGCAACUGUUAUAAUUAUGUUUUAUGUAUGUAGCUGAACAUUUUAAAUGCUUUUUGUAAAGGCUUAGAUUUCACACACCAUUUGAGAAGAUGUUUGUACUUUACAUUGUGGGAUUUUGUUGACCCCAAUAACUUACGGGCAACUAUUUUGUUAUAUUGGAAAGGAGGAGGUCUAAGUAAAGACAUGUUUUGUUUUACAUGCAAAUGGUGUCAUGCUUACUAACUUCUACCAGGUAUUUUAUUUGUAUUGCUUUGUUGGGGUACAUUUGCUGGCAGGGGGUUAAGUAGAAGGAUAUAGACUUCAUAGGUCACAUUUGAUUUGUAUAAAAAGUAGAUUUUCUAAAAUACAGAAAUAAAUAUCUUAUAACGCUAAACCAUUAUCACAGAAUGAGUUUUCUGCCCAAGGUCCAGUAUGUAUCAGUUCUAUUUUAAGCAAAUACAAUCUUCUUUAAAAAAAGAGAAAUAAUUAAAGAUGAUUUUUCAAAGUGAUUUAUAUUAAGAGGAAGAUUAGCAAAGAACUGCAAUGCACUUUCCGCAUAAAACUGGUAUUUAAGAAUAAGAUUUUAAUCUUUUUAUAUUCAUGUGUGAAUAAUUCAAAAAGGUUAUUGCUCAUUAAGUACUUGCAACCUAGUUAUUAACUAAUUUUAUUUUACCAUUCUUUUAAGUACUUAGAAUGUAGUGUGUUGUUGUUGUUGUUUUAAAAAUACACAUUUCUCUGUGGCUCCUUACAGAUAAAAAGGGAGGGGAAUGACCAAAAUAAUCCAUUGCCCUACUGAAACUAUUUCUGUGAGAGAAAAGGAUGGGACCUGCUGGUAGUGAUUAUUUUGAGGAUCAGAGAGAUGGGCAGAAGCAUCUAGGAAGCCUCUCAUUAAUAGUAACUGAGGAUGGCAGGGCUACGGCACUGGAGAUUUUAGGAGGUUCAGAAUCUUGCCCGACAGAGGAGUCUCCACUCUCUCUUCAGAUGCAGUCAGGUGUGAUCACCACUCAUUCAGGCACAUCUAAAAGGGCAGAGCAUGUAUCUAGAACCUAGCAGAACUGAGCCCAGUUAACAAAAGAGUCACUCAAUAUUACCAAUAUUACAAUACAGAUAUAAGCUGUCUUGAGUGUUUUCACAGUAAAGUCAGGGCAAGAAUCUUUUAAUUUAAUAUCACAUGUUAGUUUUUAAUAUUUAUCAUCUUCUCUCUCUCUCUCUCUCUCUCUUGAAACAGAUCUUUUGUGAUGCUAAGCAGAUCAUCCAUGCCACAGACUUACUAAACUGGGAAGACAAAGAUCCUGCAGACACACUAGUUGAUAAUGUAGUCAAUUCGAGGAUCAUCAACCCUUUACGCCUCUUUGUUAAGCCAUCCCCAGCACUGAAACAUGGACAGAUGUCAUAUUCAGACAGCAUAGACAACUUUUGGGAUUGGUUAUCCAACAUCACUGAGGUUCAGGAAUCUCUUGCACGAACUAAACGCAGACCAAUUGUAAAAACUGGGAAAUUCAAGAAAAUGUUUGGGUGGGGUGACUUCCAUUCUAACAUCAAAACUGUGAAGCUGAAUCUUCUCAUAACAGGGAAAAUUGUUGACCAUGGCAAUGGAACCUUCAGUGUUUAUUUCCGGCACAAUUCCACAGGCCUUGGAAAUGUUUCUGUGAGCUUGGUGCCACCUUCCAAGGUGGUGGAGUUUGAAUCCUCACCACAGUCAACGCUAGAGACCAAGGAGUCCAAGUCUUUCAACUGUCGAAUUGAAUACGAGAAAACGGAUAGGGCUAAGAAAACUGCAUUGUGUAAUUUUGACCCUUCGAAGAUCUGCUACCAAGAGCAGACACAAAGCCAUGUGUCCUGGCUGUGUUCUAAACCAUUUAAAGUCAUCUGUAUUUACAUUGCUUUUUACAGCGUUGAUUACAAACUGGUGCAAAAAGUCUGUCCUGAUUACAACUACCACAGUGAAACACCGUAUUUGUCAUCUGGAUGAUAUAAUCCAUUCUCCCCCCACCCAUGACUGAUAAAUCAUUGUAUUGAUAAGCUGUCUAAAAUUCCACUUUAAGCUUCUUUUGGACAGGGAUUCCUAAUCAGGUUAUAGCAACAAAAAUCUCUCUCCCAAGAGAAAAUAAUCCUCUCUCGGUGGGCUGGUUCACCUGUGCAUGUUCUUCACUUGAUGGCUACAACAUCAAGUGGCAAUUUGCAUGUGUCAGUGAACACCCUCAAAGAUCAAACACCAUAAAUGGCACUUUCAUAGCACUUGGAAGUCUUUCAGUGAAAUCAAUUCAACAUUUCUGCUGCAAGUUCAACAUAAUUUCUAAGCAAGUGAUGUUCAUGAGUAUGUGAACUGGCCCUAAGUUUAAGCUGUUGCCAUAUAUAUUUAGGCAUUCAGAUACCAAAAUGUCAUUUCAAAAAAUGAAUAAUCAUUUGUUAUUGUGUCUGUUCCCAUCAGUUGUAGAGGAAACACCAGACACUGCCACUAUAUGGACAAGCAGAAACAACAGACCCCAUGCAAGCAAUGUACACAUUAUCUGUCUUCUCUAGGAGUUGCUGCAAUAGCAGAUUAAUAUUUAGAAUGGGGGGAACACACUUCAUUGGUGUUAGAGGAAAGUCAUAACACAACUGCCAAUAAGCACGUCAGGGUAAACAUUUAGGUUCAAGUAGAGAUGCCAUUAAGAUGAGCAUCUAUAGAAAUUUUGAGGGAUGUCAGACAUUUCCAAAAGAUUUGGAUGGGAGAACUAUUAUAGGGAGGGGCUUGCCCAAAACUAGAGUUCCUAUGAAUUUUGCCUAAAGCUUUGGCAAAUGUUCUGUAGGAAUUGAAUAUUUUAAAGAAUUUCUAUGAGAUUUGUAUAAACUGUCUUCAUGAAUGAAUCAUUCACAAGAGCUGUCACUGACUUGCCAUUGAGCUUGAAUACAGCAGAACUGAGCCCAGUUAAUGCAAGUGAGGGUGGGUCAGUUGCUCACCUCUGAAGCCAUGCUUAAAAGCCAUGUUUUAGAAUGACACCUUCCAUUUUCAUAGUUGUUAGUGACUGAGACCCACUAAUGAGCAAAAAAAAAAAAAAAGUGUGUUCUGGGUUUACUGCCCAGCUCUAGGUUGUGUCCUCCCUCUUCAGAUGUGUGGCUAGUAUCUCUUUGGUGCCAGAUUAAAAUUUAUCUUUUAGCCCAGGCAUUUUAAGGGUGUAGUGAGUUCACUGGUUUUAGUUCAGUCUGCCCUUGCUUUAUCUGCUCCUGUUACCUGUUGACGUAUUUUAUGGGUUUAUUUCAUUGUACUGUACUGCUUGUUUCGUUUUUGCUCAUUCUAAAUGUGAGACCCCCCCCCCACUCCAACAUGUGUAUAGACGAAGCUGUUUAAAAGUGCUUUUGACAAAUGAAUAAAAUCAGCCAAGUACAGGAAAUGGAGGGAGCUUGCCUCCCAUGUCAGUGGUCAGAACAUACAGAAGUAUAUCGAUAGAGCCACAUAAUACAAAAAAUAUUUAAAAUAUGGUUGCUGUGCUUAAGCAGGCGAACACAUACAGUCUGUCAUUAGCACAAUGCAAUCACACUCCUUCUAGGGCAGGGGUGGGGGGCCUCAGGGCAGGGCAAAUGUGACCCCUUUGGCCACUCUAUCUAGCCCUCAGGACUCUUCAGAGGCCACACACCCCUCCCCAGGCCACACUCAUCAUUCACUGUUCUGCCCUAUUGGAAUGUAUCCCUGAACUCAGAUAAUGCUUCCUGCUUACCUGGGUAAAGGAUAAAAAGGUGUGUGUAGAAAGUAGCCUACUGUACAAAGGUCAAAUGUACAUUUGCUGCUCCACCAACUUUUCUUAUGGCCCCACCCAAAAAUGGCAUGAAACCCUCAGUAUCAGACUACCGUCUGACCAGAAUAUGAUCUGGGGGCUGUAAGCAGAGAUGAGCCCUGCUGGUGUAUUGCCUAAUUUUCAUGAGUUUGGGAGACAGCAAUGCAUUCUUACUUCUUGUCUGGAAAGCAGGCAGGAGGGGAUAAGCAGAGAUAAGGACUGAGCAGGAGGGGCUGUCUCUGCUUUGUAAGAGAGAGUUACAGGAAAGUGGAAGGUUGUUGGGAAGACAAGGAGCUGCAAAAGCACAACAGAAGGAAAAUUCCAGGAGCAAUUCAUUGAUUUGUCAGAAGAAGCAAUAGAUAGUCCUCAACCCUGCCCUGGGAUGCACUGGGGCUCCAUGGUCAAAGAGCAAAGUGUGGUUCUGAGCCCUAUCUUGUGAUGUAAGAUAUGAUCACACAGAGGUUCUAGUCUAGUGGAGAAAACACCCCCCUCCCCCCCCGUGACUUUCAGUGAGAAACUCCAAUUCAGAUUAAAUAAUGGGCAGGCAGCACAUACACUGGAUCUCCCAGUCAUCUAUACAUCUGCUCAUACAUCUAAAUCAUAUUGUCCGUUCUCUUCUCCCUUGUAGUAAAAUCUCCACCCCAAAAUCCUUUUUAUUAAAGAGAACUUAUUAGAAGGUAGCAGCUUAGAAAUGUGGGUUUUAUUUGGCUGGUCAUAAACCUGAGCAGUUCUCUGCUACUGCCCCCCCCCCGGUUGAAAACUAGUUUCUUGCAUUAAGUUCCCUUUCAGUUGUUCCUUUCUACCAAGAUAAUGAACCACUAAAAUUCUAGUUCACAUUUGUGUUGUGUGUCCUAGAUUUAGCUGUAUAUAAGCUAGGUUUUGUUGCUGAGAUUUAUGAGUUCAAUUUCGGGUGCUUUUGUAAUUUAGUCGUAAGCCAUUAUUUUUUGAACAUGUAUUUUUACCCAAGUCUAGGCGGUUUAAAAUACAAGCUAAAAGUUAUUUAUUGUAGAGUAUGUGGAAAUUAUACAUGUAUAUAUACUUAGAAAUGUAUGUGUACAAGUACAGAACACAUGUGUACACAUCUUUCUAUGUAAAUAAAGAGAGUUUGUUAAAUC
Messenger RNA from Podarcis lilfordi (Lilford's wall lizard), 27619 nucleotides. The record is from the annotation of a GenBank genome assembly. Lineage: Eukaryota; Metazoa; Chordata; Lepidosauria; Squamata; Lacertidae.